UGAGCCACCGUGCCCGGCCAGAAAUAAUCUUAAAUUCACAAUCCGUUGUUUGGAUCUAUAUAAUUAUGUAAGAGGAACACUUUUGUUCUUUGAAGCUGAUUUUUGAAACAUUUUAUGACUGUCUCUUUUAAGUAGUCAAAUUUUUAUGGUGAAAACGUAAUAAUUGUCAUCUCAUUUUUAAGUGUACGGUUUAUUAGUGUUAAGUAUAGUCAUAUUGUUUUACAAGAGGUUUGUAGAUCAUUUUUAUCUUACAAAAGUCAAAGUGAAUACCCAUUAAACCACAAAUUGCCCUUUCCACACUUCUCUGCAGCUCCUGAAGAGCACCAUUCUGCUUAAUGUUUCUAUGAGUUUGGCUACUGUAGAUACUUUAUAUAUGUUUUCUCAUGAUACUCAAGGCCUCUUGAGAAAAAAGUGCAUAGAAGCAUCAUUCCAAAAAUUGAUAUUGGAUAGAUAUGGGAGCUGUGGCCCUCAGAAUUUACACUUAAGGAAAGAGUGGGAAAGUAAGGGACAUCGUCAAGGACAUGAGCCAAAACUUCAAAAGGAUUGCUUGACUUUGGAAAAGAAACCAAAGGCCUCUGACACUGUACACAUCAGUGAAAUGAGGAGACCCAUGAUGCCUGCUGUGAGGGACCCCCAGAGGCCCACACCGGGCACAGCAAGUGACCCAGAUCUCAGUCUCAAGAGACCUCCCACUGCCACUUCAGAAAAGCCUGGCGACCUCUCUGCACACUCCAUCUGAAGCCAGUUAUCACAACACAGCCCAGGUGUGGGAACAGUAGGUCUAUUCUCUGCUGACCUGGGAGCAGCUGUCUGAGCUCAUCUGGCUCCAGGGGACUCUGUGCUGUGGUACAAAUCUGUGCCGUGGCCACCCAGGUGGCCUAUGUCUUCCCUGCUGAGGGCUGGCUCAUCCUAGCCACACUGCCUGGUCCCUAGGAUCCAGCCCUGGAUGGAGAAGCUCAGAGCUCCUCCUAGGAAGAAAAUGAGCCCACCCUUCCCUGGACAGAAGAUAAAGGAGCCUGUUGGGGGAUCAAAUGAGGCUUUAGCUGGGGGCACCCAGACCCUAUUCAGCAGAGGACACAGCUAUGAGAGUGAGAACAAAGACUUGCUACUUCUCAGGCAAUUUUAGACACACGGUGUUAAUACAUGACAAAACCAGGGGCUGUCUUGGGAAAGGAAUUUGAACAAUGUCCUCGAAGUAGAAACUGUGUUUCAUUUAGGUCUAAAACUACUGACAAAUUUUGUACUUCGUGUUAGACAUUUGAUGUUUUUGGAUGUUUUAUGACAGUCAUGCAUUUCUUUGUAAUCAGAAAAUAUUAGGGUAAUCAUUCAUAUGUGUUUGUGUAUUGCAAAGUAUAGCAAAAUGAAUAUAUAUGUAUUCAGUCAGAAAAGGCUGUAGCUCUUUACUUUCCCAUUCUGAGUCACUAAUAAAGGACUGAUAUCUACUAACCUUUAACAACA
Molecule: messenger RNA, 1458 nt
Organism: Macaca mulatta (Rhesus monkey)
Lineage: Eukaryota; Metazoa; Chordata; Mammalia; Primates; Cercopithecidae
Biological process (GO): regulation of transcription by RNA polymerase II
Molecular function (GO): DNA-binding transcription factor activity; RNA polymerase II cis-regulatory region sequence-specific DNA binding
Source: RefSeq, a predicted model, not a curated record